UUGCAGCAAACCCCUCGGAGUUUCCGCGGUCUCCCGUUAAACCCCUUUCUUCGCUUCUUCUCUCGCUGGUAUUUUUCGCACUAAACCCCUCGAAGUUUUCGCACUUCUCUCCCUCUCUGUCUCUCUGAUCGCCGCGAUCGCUCGUCCCCGCCCUUUCAACCCUAACCGCAAAGCCUUCUCGAUCAUGUUGUUCGCGUCACCUUCCUCCGGCGGCGGCGGCGUGGGCUCGCCCGCGGCCCACGUCCUCCGCGACGACAGGGACGACGCUCCAACCUCUCCUCCGACGGCGCCGACCCGUCCCCUCGAUCGCCCCUCGCCUACCGUGAAGAGUGCGGCCCCGCCCUCAGAUGCCGCCGCCGCAUCCGCUUCCCACCGGCCGGCGGAGAGCAGCGACCACGGUGGCGACGGCAAUGCGGCCGCCGGGGCUCGCGGGAAAAAGGCGGUUUGGAGCGUGGCGCCCAGCGGCGCGAACGAGACGGGCCUGGUAAUGGGGGCGGAUUCCUUGGCCGCGGUGUCUGAGUCCGCGCUCAGGCCGUCCGCCAAGACUUCCGAUUCGGACUCGUUGGAGUCUCUCCCGGAUGGAUCGUCGGCUACUGCCCCCUCGGAUGGUGGCGGCACUAGCAGCAGUCCAUCAGCCAAUGAUGUUCGUGGAGCAAAUGGACAAACUCCUAUUUUGCCAGGGAUGCCUCCAAUUGGUGGCAGAGGCCAGGAAUUCUCUCCGGUGGAGAUUGCCAACAGGCACAAUAGGAAUCCGGGUCAGCAAAGGAGAGUCGAGUUCAUGCCAAGGCCGCAACGUGGCGGCUAUCGCCGCGGAGGCAGCUAUAAUGACAGGCGAAGGGGAAUCAAUAGUGGCGGCCCCAGCCGCGAAGGCAAUGGAAGUCGGCGGGAUCAUGAGCGAGGAGGCUAUGAUCGGAACGGCCCUCGAGGUUUUAGUAGGAGAGAUCCACACAUGUGGAUGCCUUUGCCUCCGCAGCAGGCACAGAUUCAACCACCUCCGCCGCCUCCAAUGUGUUAUUAUAUUCCCAUGCCACCACAUAGGCCUCCUUUCAUGAGACCCAUGGUCUCCUACCCUGAAGUUCCUUAUUAUGUUUAUUAUCUCCCGGUGCCACCUCCGCAUCCUCAGACACCCAUAAACAUGCCUUUUGUUCCUCAUCAACCAGUGCCUGUUGAUUACCAAGCAACGAUUCCUUUUCCUUCUCCCGUUGAUCAUCACCAGUUGAUGAAGCAGAUAGAAUUCUACUUUAGUGAUGACAAUCUCAAUACUGACACUUUUCUGCGAAAUAAUAUGGAUUCUCAAGGUGGGGUUCCAAUCUCCUUGGUUGCUGGCUUCAAUAUGGUCAAGAUGUUGACAAAUAAUGAACCAAACAGCCUACCACAUAUAUUGACUGCUUUGCAAGUUUCAACGGAAGUGGAAGUACAGGGUGACAAGAUAAGGAGACGCGAUGGUUGGGUCCCUAACCGAAAUCAAUAUGAUCUCGCUUCUGGUCCCCGAUCUCCUGCAACACCAGAUGGUGAUUCAGUCAUUGCUCUCUUGCAUACUUUUGGACUAGAGGGUUCUUCUAGCCAACACAGUACGACUCCGACUGACAAUGUGUGUCUUGGUAAUAAAUCAGCUUCUGGAAGUUCCAACAACCAGAUGCAGGAUGGAGUCUGACUGAAGAUGGAAUCAGCCAAGCCAGACUCAGAAUGGAAUAGCUAGGUUCAGCUGCUACUGAUAUCUAGUUGUAUAGUUUGGUUUUCCUUGAUUGGUGAUAUCUCACUGGUAUACAUGGUCUUUGGGGUUGAUUCUGAAUCCCCCACCUUUUUUUUAAGUCACAUACCACCAUUUUUUGGUGAAGAAAUCGAUAUCAGCAUCGGUUCUAAUUUGGAGAAGUGGAAAUUUUCACUGUUUAUAUAAUUUUUAUUCUUCUGCUGCAACAGGAAUCGAUUCUUCAGAAACAGUUCCGAUAGUUUCGAAUAAAUAUAUUACUGACAUUACAGGGAGAGUUUUGUACUUUUUGUAUAUACUAUACAUUCAGUGUGCUUUUGUUGUGAUUCGUGGAGUCCGUUGCUUCGAUUUCUGUAAUCAGCAUCAACAACUAAUGAAAUCUUAUGUUUGUUGGUU
Molecule: messenger RNA, 2104 nt
Organism: Musa acuminata subsp. malaccensis (wild Malaysian banana)
Lineage: Eukaryota; Viridiplantae; Streptophyta; Magnoliopsida; Zingiberales; Musaceae
Product: la-related protein 1C
Molecular function (GO): RNA binding
Source: RefSeq, a predicted model, not a curated record